Radiomyces spectabilis is the source of this 1959-nucleotide messenger RNA. Its product is annotated as kinase-like domain-containing protein. The transcript has 6 exons. The coding region runs from base 97 to 1626 and encodes 509 amino acids. The record is from RefSeq and is a predicted model, not a curated record. Gene Ontology annotation, biological process: protein phosphorylation. NCBI's taxonomy places the organism in Eukaryota, Fungi, Mucoromycota, Mucoromycetes, Mucorales, Radiomycetaceae. Gene Ontology annotation, molecular function: ATP binding; protein serine/threonine kinase activity. Gene Ontology annotation, cellular component: nucleus; plasma membrane; cytoplasm.
CUCUUAUUUCCUCCUUUUUUUUUUGUUUUACUCUUUUUUUUAUAAUUUUUUGUGUCUUAAUAUUACUUUUAUAAUCUAGUUUUUCCUUUUAUAAUAAUGGCCAGUGAUCAAGAAGUUGAAAUGGCCGUUUCCAUGCCGCCACCUUCUUAUCAUUCGCCUCAAAUGCCUUCUCGUCUAAAAUCCUUCUUCAUCACUCCUCCGUCCGUCGAGCAACCUGCCCCUUCAUUUACUGUACCUAAUGAUUUUGAAACGCCCAAGGCACAGAAAGGAUUCAAAAGUAAUUCAUGGUUCUCCACCGCUUCCUUACAGAACAACAAAGGCAUCCGUCGAGUCGCAUCCGCUCCCAACGCCAAGUUGCUCAAUUCAACCAAACAACAUCAUCCCACCAUUCAACCCCCAAAGUCGGUCAUGUAUAACAACGUUACCGAAUCCGUUCCCGCCCUUCACAACCAAGGCUCGCCUGAAUACGUUCAACGUAUGCGUUCCUUUCGUCGCACUUAUUCAUCCGCCAGCAUCAAGGUUAAAAAGGUCGAAGUCGGUCCAUCGAGCUUUGUUAAGGUGCGAAUGUUGGGCAAAGGCGACGUUGGCAAAGUUUACAUGGUUAAACAGAAGGGCACCGAUAAAUUGUUUGCCAUGAAAGUGCUUUCAAAACGAGAAAUGAUUAAACGUAACAAGAUAAAACGCGCCUUGGCUGAACAGGAAAUCUUGGCCACCUCCAAUCAUCCCUUCAUCGUCACUCUGUAUCAUUCUUUCCAAAGCCAGGAUUAUCUCUACUUUGUUAUGGAAUACUGCAUGGGAGGAGAGUUCUUUCGAGCUUUACAAUUACGACAAGGAAAAUGUCUGGAUGAAAAUGGUGCUCGUUUCUAUGCUGCCGAAGUUACGGCUGCACUGGAAUACCUUCAUUUGCAAGGUCACAUCUACCGUGAUUUGAAGCCUGAAAAUAUUCUACUGCAUCAGAGCGGUCACAUCAUGCUCACCGACUUUGAUCUCAGCAAAGGAUCGGUUCCGCCCGGCAAUCCUGGCGUCGUCAAAUCCUCGUCCCCCAAUCUCCCACCUUCCAUCGAUACCAAAAGCUGCGUGAACAACCUCCGCACCAACAGUUUUGUGGGAACGGAAGAAUAUAUUGCACCUGAAGUCAUCAAAGGCUGCGGUCAUACAAGUGCCGUCGAUUGGUGGACCCUUGGGAUUCUUAUUUACGAAAUGCUGUACGGUACCACACCGUUUAAAGGCGCUAAUCGCAACGAAACCUUUUCCAAAAUUCUCCAUUGUGAUGUGAAUUUCCCUACACAACCAGCCCCCUAUCAAAAUCGAACCUUGUCAAACGCGUGUAAAAACCUUAUUCGAAAGUUAUUGCACAAGGAUGAACAUCGUCGGUUAGGAUCCCGCGCUGGCGCGGCCGAUGUCAAGGCACAUCCGUUCUUUAAAAACAUCAACUUUGCUCUUCUUCGUCACACCGUGCCUCCCAUCAUUCCUCCUAUGCAGAAAUCCAACGGUAUCGAUGCUCUCAACUUUCGCAAAAUGCCACCGGAAAGCAUGAGUUUGGACCUUGAAUCCGAUGAUGUCAUGGUCACUGUAAAAUCAGGCAGUAACGCGAACCCUUUUGAACAAUUUAACUCUAGUAAGUGACUUGAUCAUUGAAUCAUUGGGGAAUAGGCUUAUUCAUUUUUCUAUUGUUGUUGCCUCAGUUACUCUAUAUCACGACGGCGACUCUGACUUUGAAAAUGAAGCUUAAACCAUCCCACUAUUCCAUAAUUUUUUUACUUACCCCGUUUGACAAGGAGGAUACAAUUCUCCAGUAAUUUAUUUUACCCAUCAAAAAAUACCAUAAUUCAUUACAGUUUAACAAGGAUACAUUUCUACUCUCGCUAUUGGAUACCUAUUUUUUUUUUAUUUUUGGUUUUAAAACGGGAUCGGCCUUUAAUUCUGAUCUUGUGAAUAAAUACAUAACGAUUAACUUAC